UCUCUCUGGUCCCCAGGCCCAGACCGUGGUUUUUUACUCUUCUCCUACCCCAACCCUACCUUUCUCCCCACAUUUACUGGUCUGAAGGAGCAUGUAAAUGAAAGACUUCUUUCUUUCUCUUUUGAGAUAGGGUCUUGCUUGAACUCACUAUGAAGUUGCCUGUAGCUGGGCUGACGCAGAACUUGAAGUGAUCUUCCUGCCUCAUUUUUCCGAGUGCUGGGAUUAUAGGCGUGCAGCAUCAUGCCUGGCUGAAAUACUUUAAAACUAACUCCACUCCUUUUCAGUUUUUCCUCCCGUUCAACAAGGUCUCUAGGAACAAUGGAGAAAUAUACUUAACUUUAAGCCAGCUAGAGGUGUAAAGGUUUCACUCUGUGUUACUGGACUCCCUAUUGGAUGCUGCCCUCUGAUGUUUGUGGAGUGGACUGCUUUUGGGAAGCCGCGCUUAGGUAUAGCGUGAAAAGACAGCCUGUUGAGGAGAUGCACCUAGCUGUGGUUGCCUGUGGGGAAAGACUGGAAGAAACCAUGACCAUGUUGAAGUCUGCUCUUAUUUUCAGCAUCAAACCUCUCCGGUUCCAUGUUUUUGCUGAAGAUCAGCUGCAUGAUAGCUUUAAAGUGAGACUUGACAGCUGGUCAUUUCUACAAACAUUUAAUUAUACAUUAUAUCCCAUUACAUUUCCAAGUGAGAAUGCAGCGGAGUGGAAAAAGCUCUUUAAGCCAUGUGCCUCCCAGAGAUUAUUCUUGCCAUUAAUCCUGAAAGAAGUUGAUUCACUGUUGUAUGUCGACACGGAUAUACUGUUUUUACGACCUGUUGAUGAUAUUUGGUCGUUACUGAAGAAAUUUAACUCCACGCAAAUCGCUGCCAUGGCGCCGGAGCAUGAGGAGCCUCGGAUAGGGUGGUACAAUCGCUUUGCUAGACAUCCGUAUUACGGAAAAACUGGAGUGAACUCUGGAGUUAUGCUGAUGAACAUGACACGAAUGCGAAGGAAGUAUUUCAAGAAUGACAUGACAACAGUGCGGCUGCAGUGGGGAGACAUCCUCAUGCCAUUGCUUAAGAAAUACAAGCUGAACAUCACGUGGGGUGAUCAAGAUCUGUUGAAUAUCAUGUUUUUUCAUAAUCCAGAAAGCCUUUUUGUUUUUCCGUGUCAAUGGAACUACCGACCCGAUCAUUGCAUAUAUGGAAGCAACUGCCAGGAAGCAGAAGAAGAAGGAAUCUUUAUUCUUCAUGGCAACAGAGGUGUUUACCAUGAUGACAAGCAGCCAGCUUUUAGGGCUGUUUAUGAAGCCCUGAGAAAUUGUUCUUUUGAAGAUGACAAUGUGUAUUCCUUGUUAAAGCCUUUAGAACUGGAACUACAAAAGACAGUGCAUACAUACUGUGGAAAAAUUUACAAAAUAUUUAUCAAGCAACUAACCAGAAGCGUGAGAGACCGAUACGACAGACCACCAAAGGAGAGGUGAUUUUUGUGCCUGCUGAAGGAAAUGGAGAGAAGCAGCAAUGUAUCAGCAUAUGUAUAAAGGAGUGAUCUUCAUGAAGAUCCAGUAUUUGGGAAGGGAAUAUUUAUCUCCAGAAGAAUUUUUUCCUGAAGAAAUUGUAAAAGCAGUAUAUUCAUGUGAUGAAGAAUGAGUUAGAAUCCUGACUUUCAACAAGAAGACCCUUGAUCUCUGGUGCUUUGAGCACAUCACUUACUAUUCCUCAUCGCUGGAAGUGUUACUGAAUGCUUCCAGCGAUGAGCUGUCUUGACUUUUACUUGAGUAGGAUGGGAGGGGUGUGCGGAGGUGCAAGCUGUGAGUAUAGCAGUAACUUAUGUCAGCACUAACCACACUUUAUACAUGUGAGAAGAAGUUGUUUACAGGAGCAGAAAAGGCUCUGUUUCUCAAGAAAUGUGAUGUGACCAGUGUAGCCCUUGACAAUCUGUGUGUACUGUUAUGCAUUUCAUCUCUGUUCUACAAUAUUUUUGUGACAAUCAUGUUCAGAAUUAUCUUUAGAGUUAAGCUGCACGUUAAAAACUGAGCAGUAGGAGAAAGAGUAAAAGUAGUGAAAAUGUUGAGUUGUUUUUGGUGUGUGAUGUGUGUGUGUGUGACUGUGUGUAUGCGCGCACAUGCGCACAGGGGAGUGAAAGACAAGGAGAAAAUUUUCGUUUUGUGUGUAUUGCAUUGUUUUGCCAAAUCUCAGUGAAAUAUAUUUAGAAUUUUUCUUUAUCACUUUAUGUGAAAGUUUUCAGCUUUCCUGGACAUUCUGGAAGCAAGAUACAUUAUGGUGAUAGCACAGGGAGAAGCUUGCCGGUAAUGCUGCUGCGCUGGUGGGGCAUG
Octodon degus (degu) is the source of this 2307-nucleotide messenger RNA. It is a transcript of the gene Gxylt1, whose product is annotated as glucoside xylosyltransferase 1. The coding region runs from base 394 to 1455 and encodes 353 amino acids. Lineage: Eukaryota; Metazoa; Chordata; Mammalia; Rodentia; Octodontidae. The record is from RefSeq and is a predicted model, not a curated record. Gene Ontology annotation, molecular function: UDP-xylosyltransferase activity. Gene Ontology annotation, biological process: protein O-linked glycosylation via N-acetylgalactosamine. The transcript is spliced from 8 exons.